AUGGGGCAGUCUGCAGCCGUGCUGGUAUCUCUGCCUGUCCUCCUCCUGCUGCCCCCCAGGCAGGGUGCCGAGCCCAAGCUGCAGUGUGAAGCCGCCCAAUGUCGCUUUGUCCCAGAGGCCUGCCCCCCCCGGGAGUGCUGCUUCAGGGCCCUGCCCUACGCAGAGGACUCAGGGUCCCCGUGGGAUUUAACGCCCGGCCCCCGAAACCUGAGCUGCUACCGGCUCCCUGAUGGCCACUAUGAGUGCUCCUGGGGGUAUGAGGGGCCACGGGAAGGGGUCAGCCACUUUCUGCACUGCUGCUUUGGGCCCCAGCGCUGCUGCUACUUCGCAGUGGGUGCAGCCACCAGCUUCCAGUUCUCCGACCAGGACGAGGUCCCCGUGCGUCGCACUGUGUCCUUCUGGGUGGAAUCCCGGGGGGCAGGGGGCUUGCAGCGUUCCCCUCCGUUGAACGUGACCCUCAACAGAAUGGUUAAGUACGACCCUCCCCCUGGGAACAUCAAAGUGUCCAGGCGGCAUGGACAGCUGCUGAUGGAGUGGGAGGCACCUGAGGACCAGGGCGACGCUCAGGUGCAGUUUCGGCAGAGGCUAGCAGGAGGCUCCUGGGUGCUGGGCGACUGUGCACAGCAGGGAGGUGGCCACCAGGACACGAUGCAUGAGUCCUGCCUCUGGCCCCUGGAAGCAGGAGUCGUGCGCGAGUUCCAGUUCCGGAGACGAUGGGGCCGGGGGGACCCCAGGGUGCCCUGGAGCAGCUGGAGUAGCUCUGUGUGCAGCCCCCUCGAGCCCCCUGCACUGCCGCAGCUGAACAUCUCGCUGGGGCCGCUGGGCCCAGAUGGGAGGAGGCAGCUGAUACUGGAUGGACAGCUGCCCCAGCCUGCGCUUCCGGAUGGCUGCCGGGGGGAGGGGACCUACCACGUCCAUCUGCAAAUGCUGUCCUGCACGUGCAAGCCCAAGGCCACAGCGAUUCAGGCUCUCCAUCUCGGGAGGAGCUUCGACAUCUCGGGCGCCGCCUAUAGCCUGACCGUCGCCCCAGAGGAUGGCAGCAGCCCCAACCAGUCCUGGCACAUUCCUGCCCAGGCACACACAGGAGCAGCAGGGACCGCCCAGGGCAGCCCAGGCUGGCCAGACCGUACUCCGGGCACUACCUACUGCAUCGAGUGGGAGCCCCAGAGCCCGGAGGGGCGCAACACCUCCUGUACCCUCAUGACACCCCAGGCCGCGAACCACAGCUGGACCCCAAUGGCUGGAGAUGACGGCUGCAUCACCAUCCUGGCCUCUGCGCGCCCAGAGAAUCUGGCCACGUGGUCGACCGUCCUGUCCACCUUCCACUUUGGGGGCAACGCCUCUGGGGCCGGGAGCCCACAGCUCGUGCUGGUCAGGAACGUCACCUCGCGCUCGGCCAGCGUGUCCUGGACUCCGCCCGCGCUGGGCGCCUGCUCAGGGCUCCUGCGAGGCUACGCGGUGCGUUACCAGGACGAGGCAAGGGACUCUGGCGCGGCAGAGCAUUCCGUGGGCCCUGCCCAGACCCACGCCCAUCUCCGUGGUCUGCGGCCCGGCCGGCCCUAUGCUGUACAGGUGCGCGCCCAGCUGACACAGGGGCCGGGCACCUGGAGCCCGUCCAUCUGCUUCCACACAGAUGAUGAGCGGUCAGCACUGUCCACCUUCCUGCCAUCCGCGGGGAGCUUUGCGAUCGUUUUCCUCCUGGGCGUCCUGGGCUACCUAGGCCUGAGCAGGGCUGCCCGUUGUCUGUGCCCGCCCCUGCCUGUACCCUGUGCCAGUUCUGCUGUCCAGUUCCCUGAUGGCCAGUGGAAGCAGGCCUGGUUUUGGGUCAGUCCUGCAGACUUCCUGGAGGAGGCAUCCCUACAAGAGGCCUUGGCAGUGAACACAUCCUGGGAGGAAGACGAGGAGGCCAGCCUGGACAUCCCCGGGCAUCUCCACCAGAAGCUGGAGCCCUCGCAGGGUGCCCCCGAGCCCUCCAGGGACGUGGAGCUACUGGCUGAAGAUGGGGGCCCGGAGCCUGGACCGUACCGCCAUUCCCCGCAGCGCCGCCAGGCGGCGCUGCAGCUCACAGGCCUGGCUCUUUGCACCCCGCCACGCCCCCACCCACCGGAUUCGCAGAACAGACUUUUCUGGUUUUAA
Messenger RNA from Sorex araneus (European shrew), 2136 nucleotides. It is a transcript of the gene IL12RB1, whose product is annotated as interleukin 12 receptor subunit beta 1. The record is from RefSeq and is a predicted model, not a curated record. Gene Ontology annotation, molecular function: protein binding. The transcript is spliced from 17 exons. Lineage: Eukaryota; Metazoa; Chordata; Mammalia; Eulipotyphla; Soricidae. Bases 1 to 2136 code for a protein of 711 amino acids.